AUGCACAGCGUGUGUCCCGCCACGACCGCCCUGCCGGCGGCGCCCUCCGACCAGGGGAGUCUGACUCCGCGGGGCGCCGCCUUCACCAUCGAGGCCCUGCUGGGGCUGGGCCCGGCAUCGCCGGACUCCUCGACGCCAGCGGGUCCCGACCGGGGUCCAUCUCCGUGCCACGAGCGACGCCGAGGCGCGGACUCGGCGCGGCGCCACGGCGAGCCCCGGGCCCGGAGGGUGCGCACCAUCUUCACGGCCGACCAGCUGGAGCGGCUCGAGGCCGAGUUCGAGCGCCAGCAGUACAUGGUGGGGCCCGAGCGACUGUACCUGGCCGCCGCCCUGCGGCUCACCGAGGCACAAGUCAAGGUGUGGUUCCAGAACCGGCGCAUCAAGUGGCGCAAACAGCACCUCGACAUGCAGCGGCUCGCGCACGCGGCCGCCAAGCUCUCGCCACAGACGCAGACGCAGCUGUGA
Molecule: messenger RNA, 465 nt
Organism: Ixodes scapularis (black-legged tick)
Lineage: Eukaryota; Metazoa; Arthropoda; Arachnida; Ixodida; Ixodidae
Product: homeobox protein HMX2-like
Exons: 1
Coding region: 1-465 (154 amino acids)
Biological process (GO): central nervous system development; regulation of DNA-templated transcription; neuron differentiation
Molecular function (GO): DNA-binding transcription factor activity, RNA polymerase II-specific; DNA binding
Source: RefSeq, a predicted model, not a curated record